CGCUACUGAAAGCCCAAGCGCGACGCUUCUCUCAAAGGUCAAUCCCCACUUUUGCCUAGCACGCAAUGAUCCCCCCUCGUCGAGAGAAGGCAAUGGCGCCACCGCCGCCCGCCGCGUGCGCGGCGGCGGCGGACGGGGAGCCUCUGGAGGUGCGGUGCGCGGGGUGCGGCGAGACGCUGGAGGUGGACCGGGGCCUGACGGAGUUCAUCUGCCCGGACUGCGCCACGCCGCAGUCGCUGCCCCCCGAGCUCAUGCCGCCGCCGCCGCCCCGGCGGAAGGCGCUCCCGCUGCCCCGCGGCGCCGCGGACGUGCGGGGCGCGCGGCUCCCCUGCGGCGCGUGCGGCGCGCUCCUCAGCGUGCCCGUCGGGCUGCCGCGCUGCGCCUGCCCGCUCUGCGGCGCCGAGCUCGCCGUCGACACCGCGCGGCUCAGGCACUACCUCCUGUCCUCCGCUGCCGCGGCGGACGCCGUCCCCGUGGUGCCGCUCGGUGCCUCCUCCUCGGCGCCACCCAUCCUCCAACCUCGAGAGGCACAGACAGAGCGUCCUAAUUGGCUUAUCGCAGAGCAGGCAGAAUCAGAGCAUCCUGAUUACAUGGUUGAUCGAGAGAAGAUACAUGGGGUCAACCAGGAUACUGCAAGGUACAAGGAGCAGAGGAACAUAUAUUCAGGCAGCCCCAGAAUUGUUAGUGCAGAAAAUAGACAUGGAGUGCCUCUAAAUCAGGUCAGGCAUCAGCCUCAAGAUCUUCCUUCCAGCCAUGCUGUUCAUACAAAGCAGACAUAUCAAGAGAGUCCAGAUCGAGUUACUGAGUCACUGCAAAAUUCUGCUAAUUCCGCACUAUUUAAGAAAUCAGGAUGCAUUUCACAUAUUAAUGAUACUACAAUAACAGACAUUAAUGGCAGAGCUGGGAGCUCCAUUUGCCCCAAAACUUUAAAUCUUGAGAAGAGAAACAUGCAGACUCCCAAACAGAUCAAGCAGAAGCCACAAAAACAACUUUCUUGCUAUGUGACAUCUCUGGAGCAUGCUCGGGCAGAAUCUGUAAAUAGGGCAAUUCAUGUUCAGGAAAAGCAACAAGAGCCUUCAAAUGAAGCAAACCGCCGAGAAAAUGCAUGCGCUAGACUGGCCAAUGAAACUAUUGCAGACAAUAACAACAGGAGGAGAACAAGGCAGUUGAUUGGCCUCAAUGCUAUGGGUGCAGAUAAGAAUCAGGGGCAGACACCAAAUAAUGCUACACAACAGGUGUGGAAAGAACGAUCUGAUUCUGUGAUCUGCAGGGAACUGGAUAAUCAAGUAACUCUAGAAAGCAAACAGCCAGGUCGUCACAGAGUUCACAUAAGGAAAAGGAAGGGUCUGCUUUCUGCAAAUUCAGGUCUUCAGCUUAGGCGUAGCAAACGUUUGGCGAAAGAUUCUUCUGCCGCCAUAGAUAGACAACCUGUUAUGGACGCCCAACUAAUACAUAGGCAAACUGUUGGGUGUCAAGCUGCUUCCCCAAAUCGCCUCAUGCCAAUUGCCACUAUAUAUGACGAACGGACAGAAAGUGAGCCUGAUGAGCAGUGGACCGCAUCUCCAGUACCAUGUUUGUCUGAUCCGCCAGAUACUGAUAGAACCAUAAACAAUUUGUGUACUAGUUCAUUCCCUUCACAUGAGAUUCGUCAAACAAGCUGUAAUGAGCUGGAGAACCUUCAUUCAACUCCAAUACCUUCUUCAAAUCCUGACAUGUCCGAUCCUGAGCAUUUUUCUUCAAACCCUGACAUGUCUGAUCCUGAGCAUUUUUCUUCAAACCCUGACAUGUCUGAUCCUGAGCAUUUUUCUUCAAACCCUGACAUGUCUGAUCCUGAGCAUUUUUCUUCAAACCCUGACAUGUCUGAUCCUGAGCAUUUUUCUUCAAACCCCGACAUGUCUGAUCCUGAGCAGUUUGCUCGUACCUAUAUUCCUAUGGAUGUUAGAAGGGCCCUUGCAAAGCUAUCAUCCAAGUCAUUGAUUCACCAUAUGAUGUCCCAGCCAAGUUCUGGUGAGUCAUACAUGCAUGAUUCAAUGGAUUCUGAAGGACAGGAUGUGCAGCUAGCAUCUCAGAAUAAAGGUAGACGUCCUCGUGGUUCAACACUAUGUCUAAAGUUGUGGACCAUGCCUAAGGGCAUGCGCAUACCAGUUUCAUUGAACGCCUCAGGUUUGCCUAUUGGAAAAGAAGCAGCCACAUUGUCUUCCUUUCUGGGCACAUUAGCACGGGAUGGAAUAUUGGCACCUCUUUCGCAUCUUGGUUGGAAAAAUGUUCCUGAGAAAAACAAGGAUGUGAUGCGUCAUAUUGUCAAGCUCAAAUUUGAUAUUGCUCCAGUUGGUGAGUUAUGGAUUGUGAAAAAUUUAGGAAAGAAGUGGAAGAGCUGGAAAUCUAUAUUAAAACAAAAGCAUUUUGAUGCUCAUGAGACGGAAGAGGAGCGCCUUGCUGAUCGGAAUCCUCGUGUUCUUGAAGAACAGUGGCGAUUCUUAGUUGAAUAUUGGAGUACUGAAAAAGCGCAGGUUGCAAGUGCUCGAAAUAAGGCUUGUCAGGCAAAUGUAACCACGUAUCAUAGCUCAGGAACGAAGAGCUUUGCACGUAGAAUUGAAGAGGAGAGGCAAAAACGGCCUAAUAAUGAUGAGCCUACAGUUGAGGAUUUGUUCAUAUUGACUCACACUCCCAAGGAUGGGAAGCCAAUGACGAAGGCGGCAGCUGAUACCAUUGAGCGAUUCCGUCAACAAUGCCAAAAGCAAACAGAAGGGUCAGGGAGUGACUUCGGACUGGAGUCCCGCGCAACCAGGCGACGUAGGAAGCCAGGCUUGAAGGCAUCUUUGAGGGAAGCCAUGGAGGCUAAAAGAAAAGCUGAAGACGAGGCAGCUUCACUGAUGAAGAAGUUGAUUGCUAUGGAAGAAAGGCAGAAAAAGGUGCAUGCCGGUAAAGCCGACAUGAAGGGCGCAGAUGGUCCUGUGAACUCCCCGGAGGAGCGAGCAGGUGAACCGUCAUCACCUCCAGGUUUUCAACAGGUCCAAAAUACCCCAAGCUCUGAUAAAAUUUCGAAGGCAUAUCUCUCUCUCCGUCGACGAUAUCCCACAGGUCCAACAUACUUUGGAGACAUAUAGCGAUCUACUGUACAAUCCUUCAGCCUAAUGCUGGAUCCCAAGGGCCUUUCCAUGGUACCACCACCGGCAAUAGCUGCACGAAGUACAAAAAACAACGGGGUUUAGCUCAGUGUUCUACUGUUCUUGUGUAAUGUUGGCUCGCGAAUCCUUGAGUUCACUCGGAAGUCGAGAAUACGUUUGACUGCAUUUGUCCAUGGGAUUGUGGGAGUACCUUUUAAAGUAUUUGAUCACUGAUAAAAUCAAAAGUGUAUGUAAGUAGUAAUAAGAGGCAUAUGCGCUUAAUGUACUAAACAUCUAGGAGUAAACAGGAACGGGAAUCAGUUUGACUUA
Messenger RNA from Panicum hallii, 3437 nucleotides. RefSeq lists its product as uncharacterized. The coding region runs from base 66 to 3107 and encodes 1013 amino acids. NCBI's taxonomy places the organism in Eukaryota, Viridiplantae, Streptophyta, Magnoliopsida, Poales, Poaceae. The record is from RefSeq and is a predicted model, not a curated record. The transcript has 9 exons.